Molecule: messenger RNA, 6573 nt
Organism: Corythoichthys intestinalis (scribbled pipefish)
Lineage: Eukaryota; Metazoa; Chordata; Actinopteri; Syngnathiformes; Syngnathidae
Gene: slc1a8a
Product: solute carrier family 1 member 8a
Exons: 11
Coding region: 727-2427 (566 amino acids)
Biological process (GO): L-glutamate transmembrane transport
Cellular component (GO): plasma membrane
Molecular function (GO): glutamate:sodium symporter activity; L-glutamate transmembrane transporter activity; neutral L-amino acid transmembrane transporter activity
Source: RefSeq, a predicted model, not a curated record
UCCAUUUAAUGUGGGAGGGUUGGCAGUGAAUGAACAAUUUGCUCCUAACCCUCCCACUUUAAAUGGAUUGGACGUCUAUCUCCCUAAAUAGCCAAUGGGAUCAAAGAAGCUAGUUCUGACAUCAUUUAAAUGUCGAUGCAUUGACUUUGAUGGGAACGUUGCCUCAUGGCGGCCAUGUUGGUAGGGGCAAAGGAAGGUCUUUCCAUGCGUCUGCCGUUAAUAGAAAUGAGUAUCACUUGUAGACGCCCAAUCCAUUCAAUGUAGGAGGGUUGGCAGUGAAUAGACUAUUUGCUGCCAACCCUCCCACUUUAAGUGGAUUGGACGUCUAGCUCCCUAAUUGGCCAAUCGGAUCAAAGAAGCUAGUUAUGACAUUUUAUUGUCGAUUGACUGUUGGGAAUGUUUCCUCAGGGCGGCCAUGUUGGUAGGGGCAAAGAAAGGUCUUUCCAUGCUUCUGCCGUUAAUAGUAAUGAGUUCAUCACGUGUCGACGUUCAAUUCAUUUGAAGCAAGAGGGCAUCCCUCUCACUUCAAAUGGAUUGGACGUCUUGCACCGGCGCGUCUCCUGAGCCCCAGUUGACCUCUGACCCCGGGGUCCGCCUCAGGAAGACGAAGAAGAGCGUGAGCGCGGUACCUGCCGCUAAGCCUCUUAGCGUCGUUAAGUCCGCGCCGACUUAAUCCGGUUCACUUCGGAGAAGCUUCCUCCCUCUUCCCGUCUUCCCGCUUCCAUCAUGGACGAGCUUCUGCUGGCCGGCGCCGGCAGCGGCGAGGAGGACGCCGGCUCCGAACGCUCCUCCUGCGCGGACGAAGAUGGAAUGAUGGCCCGCCUCCGGUCCUUCUGCCGCACCGCUGUUAGCCGGGACGCCCGCCUGGCGCUGCACAAGUUUGCCAAGAGGAACGGCCUCCUGACCUUGUCUGUGGUGGCCGUGCUGACCGGCUGCACGUUGGGAUUCAUGCUGAGGGGGACGCAGCUCUCCACACAGGCCAAGAUCUACUUCUCUUUUCCCGGAGAACUUCUCAUGAGGAUGCUGAAGAUGCUCAUCCUGCCCCUCAUCACCUCUAGCUUGAUGUCCGGCCUGUCCUCGAUGGAGUCGCGGGCGUGCUGCCGCAUGGGAGUGCUGACGGUGACGUACUACCUGUGGACCACGUUCAUGGCGGUGGUGGUGGGCAUCGUGCUGGUGGUCAUCAUCAAGCCCGGCGUGGGCACCGAGAUGGAGAGCAACCGGCUGGGGGGCGGGCCCGUCAUGACCUCGGCCGACGCCCUCCUCGACCUCAUCAGGAACAUGGUGCCGUCCAACCUGAUCGAGGCCACCUUUCAGCAGUACAAGACAGACCUGGUGCCCAUCUUGAAAGUGCCCACCCGGACAGUGACGCCCAAUUUCGUGUACGUGGUUCCCGGCGAAAGCGACGGCAAAGCGCGCACGGUUUUGCUGGAGCUGACGCCGGCCCCCGAGGUGACGUACAAGACGAGUCCCGGCAGCAGCCAACAGAUGAACGUGCUGGGCAUCGUUAUCUUCUCGGCGACCAUGGGCCUGUUGCUGGGCAGGAUGGGUGAACGCGGCGCGCCAUUGGUCAACGUGUGUCAGUGCAUCAAUGAGUGCGUCAUGAAGAUCAUCAACGCCGCCGUCUGGUACUUCCCGUUCGGGAUCAUCUUCCUGGUGGCCGGCAAGAUCCUGGACAUGCAGGACCCCAGCACUUUGGGUCGCAAGUUGGGCUGGUACGGCAUCACCGUCCUGGCCGGCCUCUUCGUGCACGGCCUGCUUCUCCUGCCCUUCUUCUACUUCCUGCUGACUCGCAAGAACCCCUUCACCUUCAUCCGCGGCCUUCUGCAGGCGUUGGUCAUCGCCCUGGCCACCUCGUCCAGUUCGGCCACGCUGCCCAUCACCAUGAAGUGUCUCCUGGAGAACUGCCACGUGGACCGUCAGAUCGCCCGUUUUGUGCUGCCGGUGGGCGCCACCAUCAACAUGGACGGCACGGCGCUCUACGAGGCCGUGGCCGCCAUCUUUAUUGCGCAGGUCAACGACUACGAGCUGGACUUUGGCCAGCUGGUCACCAUUAGCAUCACGGCCACGGCGGCCAGCAUCGGCGCGGCCGGCAUCCCUCAGGCGGGCCUGGUGACCAUGGUGAUCGUGCUGACCUCCGUGGGCCUGCCGCCGGACGACAUCACGCUCAUCGUGGCCAUCGAUUGGAUCUUGGACCGAUUUCGCACCAUGGUCAACGUUCUGGGCGACGCCUUGGCGGCGGGCAUCAUCGCACACUUGUGUCGCAAGGAUUUCCCGCUCAGCGGCGAGGGGAAGACGGUGCCGUCGUACGGCACGACCGAGGAGCGCGUGGACUUGCCCAUGACGCACGUGCACACGCACAAAGAUGGCGACGCGGCGGUGUUGGACAGGCACGCGCACACUGUCUACUACAACAUCUGCCAGGUGUGAGGCGCCGUUAGCGCCGUCGACAGCCACGCGACCUUCACGCCACCUCCACGUGACCCAAGUGAUCCUCUUCAAGCGUGUAUGUGUGUGUAUAUGGGGAACGGCAUGCGGGCAUGCUGUCAGCCCACGUUGUACUUCCUGUUUAAACAUCAAAAGCAGCUAUUGUCAUAUAUAACGCUGGACAAAGUUGGCAGCGUGACCCUAAACUGUGACGUAAGUUUCGAUGCCAAGUUUGUGAUGUAACUAACUGGCGGCCAUCUUGGAACAGUGAGGGGAAAACUCUGAAGAGUCUUUGAAGCAUCAACAUGAAGUGACCUGGAUUACCCCAAAAUCAACAGGAAGUGAUUCGACAUCAACAGGAAAUGACCGAGAAAUACCCCAAAAUUGACAGGAUGUGACCCAGAAUCAUCACCAGGAGUUGCCUCCAAAAGAUGCAACUCGGUCAACAGGAAGUUACCCGUAAUUUACCAAGAAUCAGGAUCAAUCCCCAAAAAUCAAUAGGAAGUGUCCCGACAUCAACAGGAAGUGACCUGGAUUCCCCCGAAAUAAGGAAGUGAUCCUGAAACAAACUAAAAUCACCAGGACGUGACCUGCUUUACCCCAAAAUUGACAGGAUGUGACUCAGAAUCAUCAGGAAGUGACCCAGAAUUCCCCCAAAGCUAAAAUAUUACCCAGAAUCAAGAGGAAUUGGCCCCUAAAAUGACCCAGAAUCGGCAGGAAGUGACCCAGCAAUGCCCUCCAAUCAACGGUAAGUGACCUGACAUCAACAGGAAGUGACCUGGUUCACCCAAAAAUUGACAGGAAGUGACCAGAAAGGCCAUCAUAUCUAUAGGAAGUGACUCGUUAUCAACAGGAAGUGACCAGGCAAUCCCCAAAAAUCAACAGGGGACGCACAAAUGCCCUAAAAUCAACAGGAAGUGACUCACCAUUAACAGGAAGUGACCUGGAAAUGCCAAAAAAUCAAUAGGAAAUGACUAAAAAUAAACAGGAAGUCACCUAGAAAUGAUCCACAUCAACACGAAGUGACCCGGCAAUUCCCUAAAAUCAACAGCAAGUAACUACGUCAACAGGAAAUGAUCGGGAUUCCUCCAAAAUAAACAGGUGACCCGCAGCUGCCCUAAAAUCAACAGGAAGUGACUCACCAUUAACAGGAAGUGACCUGGAAAUGCCAAAAAAAUCAAUAGGAAACGACUAAAAAUAAACAGGAAAUCACCUAGAAAUGAUCCACAUCGACAGGAAAUGACGCGGCAAUUCCCAAAAAUCAACAGGAAGUGAUUCACCAUUAACAGGAAGUGACCUGGAAAUGUCACAAAAUCAAUAGGAAGUGACUCUACGUCAACAGGAAGUGACCGGCAUUACUCCAAAAUGAACAGGGGACCCGCAAAUGCCCUAAAAUCAACAGGAAGUGACUCACCAUUAACAGGAAGUGACCUGGAAAUGCCCAAAAAUCAAUAGGAAAUGACUAAAAAAUAAACAGGAAGUCACCUAAAAAUGAUCCACAUCAACAGGAAGUGACCCGGCAAUUCCCUAAAAUCAACAGGAAGUGACCGGGAUCACUCCAAAAUAAACAGGUGACCCGCAAAUGCCCUAAAAUCAAUAGGAAGUGACUCAACAUUAACAGGAAGUGACCUGGAAAUGCUAAAAAAUCAAUAGGAAAUGACUAAAAAUCAACAGCAAGUCACCUAGAAAUGAUCCACAUCAACAGGAAGUGACCCGGCAAUUCCCUAAAAUCAACAGGAAGUGACUCUACAUCGACAGGAAGUGACCAGGAUUACUCCAAAAAUAAACAGGUGACCCACAAAUGACCUAAAACCAACAGGAAGUGAUCGGAAUUGCCACAAAAUCAACAGGAAGUUACACAGAAAAGCCCACAAAUCAAUAGGAGUUGAUUAAAAUAAACAGGAAGUCACCUAGAAAUCAUCCAACUCAACAGGAAGGGACCUGGAAAUACCCCAAAAGCAGCAAGAAGUGAUUGAAAAUCAACAGGAAGCGACCUGGAAGAGGAAAGGGACCACACAAUUUCUCCUUUAGAAUGGGGUCAAACGCUUCCCUCCGGUGGCAAUCUCCAGUACUGCAGGUUUUCCCAAUGCUGUACGUCUUGUUGUGUCUGCUAGCGUGUACUGUAUGUGUGUUAAAAAAAAAAAAAAUAAUCAUGGUGCCUUCAUAUUCAUGUCUUGUCUCUGCCAACUUUUCAACCACGCUCUUUUUUUUUUUUUUUUUUAAAUAUAUUUUUGUAUUUAUUUUUCUUGUGAUGAACAUAACGUGAAAUUAAAAAAAUGUAUCAAAACAACUUCAAAAUUGUGACUUUAUUGUUCAUCAUCAGAUGUCAUUUCGUGAACGCUGCUGCCCCCCCCAGGUCAAAUUGGAUCGGACGUCUAUCGCCGUCAAUGGUGGCCAGCGAGUUCAUCUGGGUUCCAUUUCAGAUCACUUCCCGGUUGCAUUUUAUGUCACUACCUGUGUUUAUUGAUGACUUCCUGUCGAUUUCUCGGUUACUUCCUGUUUAUUUUGGUCACUUCCUUUCGAUUUGGUACCAUUUUCAUGUCACUUCUUGUUUAUUUUGGUCACUUCCUGUUAGUUUUUGAGCAUUUUUAUGUCCCUUUCAGUUGUUUUUGGGUCCUUUUUGGGUUACUUCCUCCUUACCCCUGACCACUUCCUGUUCAUUUUGGUCACUUUCUGUUGGUUUUAAGUCAAUUCUCGGUUACUUCCUGUUUAUUUUGGUAUCUCAGUUACUUCCCAUUUAAUUUGGUCACUUCCUUUUGAUUUUGGGGCAUUUCUUGGUCUCUUCCUGUCGAUUUUGGGUCAUUUCUUGGUUACUUCUUGUUUAUUUUGCUCACUUUCUUUUGAUUUUGGGGUAUUUUUAAGUCACUUCCUGUUUAUUUUUAGGCAUUUCAUGGUCACUUCCUAUUGAUAUUGGGGCAUUUUCAAGUCACUUCCUCUUCAUUAUGGUCACUUCCUAUUGAUUUUGAGGCAUUUUAGGUUGCUUCCAGUCGAUUUUGGGUCACUUUGGGUUACUUCCUCUUUAACCUUGGUCACUUCCUGUUUAUUUUGAUCACUUCCUGUUGGUUUUUGGGCAUUUUCAAGGCACUUCCAUUUGAUUUUGGGUCAUUUCUGGGUUACUUCCUGUUUAUUUUUGGCACUUCCUUCUGAUUUGGGGUCAUUUCUCGGUUACUUCCUGUUUAUUUUGGUCACUUCCUUUUGAUUUGGGAGCAUUUUCAACUGACUUCCUGUUUAUUACGGGUCAUAUCUCAGUUACCUUCUGUUUAUUUUGGUCUCUCACGUUUGAAUUUGGGGCAUUUUUAAGUCACUUCUGUUGAUUUUGGGUCACUUUGGGUUUCUUCCUCUACCUUUGACCACUUCCUGUUCAUUUUGGUCACUUUCUGUUGGUCUAAAGUCAUUUCUGGGUUACUUCCUGUUUAUUUUGGUCACUUCCUGUUGGUUUGUGGGCAUUUUCAUGUCACUUCCAGUGGCUUUUGGGUCAUUUCUGGGUUACUUCCUGUUGAGUUUGAGGCGACUUUAUUUAGCGAUUGCAGCUGUCAAUCAAGUGGAUUGCGUCAUGUUCGCAUUUAGCCUUUAGAGGGCGGCGACGGGAACCGCUCGUCCGUGAUUUUUCUGACGCGACGCCAUCUCACUGGUCGUCAAAGUCUGCGAAGGCGGGCAACCACAAGUCAUCUUUCUUUGGCGACGCAGUCCUGCUCGCUAGCGCCGCCUGGCGCCGGCGGACUCUUUGAAUCCAGCACACCUGCACCCAAGCCAGCGACAUCACGCAGACCUGCGCAAGCCAGAGCGGGAAUUUGUCGGACGUCCGAUGCUUUCGGACUUCGGGAAGUCGCCGUUUACCUCUAGGAGCAGCAGUCCGCCGGCGAGCCCCGCCACCAUCUUGGUGUUUUUACCCAGCCAAUGUGCGAUCUUGUCCGAGCAUCCGUCCGGGAAGACGUCCCGCUCGGCCAGCUCCCGUUCUAACAGCUGCGUCCCGAAACCGCACAUGGUGUUGAGCACCGUCUAAGCACGAGGAAAAGGGAAGGACAGCGUGACUAUAUGAGAAGAAAAUGCCAUUGCUAGAGAAUCAAAAGGAAGUGACCAAUAUACAGGGAGUGAUAUGGAAAUGCCCUAAAAUCAACAGGAAAUGAACUUAAAUGUCCAGUAAGUGAC